Messenger RNA from Epinephelus lanceolatus (giant grouper), 1353 nucleotides. RefSeq names its product melanin-concentrating hormone receptor 1a (gene mchr1a). Gene Ontology annotation, biological process: neuropeptide signaling pathway. Gene Ontology annotation, molecular function: neuropeptide binding; melanin-concentrating hormone receptor activity. Gene Ontology annotation, cellular component: plasma membrane; neuron projection. The record is from RefSeq and is a predicted model, not a curated record. NCBI's taxonomy places the organism in Eukaryota, Metazoa, Chordata, Actinopteri, Perciformes, Serranidae.
AGAGCGUCACAGACUCCGAGAGAAGGGCUCUCCAGCCACUCGCCGAGGAGCGGCUUUAUCGUCACUGACGGCACAGACAGAGCGCACUGGACUGCGCAGAGGAUGGCACAAGAUAUAUGCGCCGUAAAGAAUUUUGCCACUUAAUGAGGGAUAUCUGAAAUAAAUCUUUAAAAGUAAGGAGGCAUUUUAUUUGCAGGCUUCUGCAGAUGCAGUUUACUCGGGAAGCAGACACUUGGUGAUACUUUUAACUUGGAUAUACUUUGAAUGUUACCGAUGGAUUUCUUAAACGAUUCAAAUUUUUCCCUCGGAGACACUAAUUCAACAAUAACAGCUGUAGAUGGGGCCCUUCACUGCAGUGCUGUCCUCCCAGUCAUCUUUGGCAUCAUCUGCUUUCUAGGUAUCAUAGGAAACUGUAUUGUCAUCUACACCAUCAUGAAGAAGACCAAGUGUCGCACAAAGCAAACUGUCCCAGACAUCUUUAUUUUAAAUUUGUCAAUUGUUGAUCUCCUGAUUCUCCUUGGGAUGCCAUUCCUCAUCCACCAGCUGCUGGGCAACGGCUCCUGGCAUUUUGGAGCUGCAAUGUGUACGGUCAUCACUGCGCUUGACUCCAAUAGCCAGAUUGUCAGUACUUACAUUCUCACUGCAAUGACCUUUGACCGUUACUUGGCUACUGUCCAUCCCAUACGCUUCAACUACAUCCGCACACCGUGUGUGGCAACGCUGGUCAUCGGCCUGGUGUGGUCGCUGUCUUUGCUCACCAUCAUCCCUGUGUGGAUGUACGCAGGCCUGAUGCCUCUGCCAGAUGGCCUGGUGGCUUGUGCUCUCCUUCUGCCUGAUCCAGUCACCAACACAUACUGGUUUACACUUUACCAGUUCUUCUUGGCAUUUGCUAUACCUUUGGCCAUCAUCUGCCUUGUGUUCUUCAAGAUCCUCCAGCACAUGUCCACCAGCGUGGCACCACUGCCUCCACGGAGUUUGAGGGUGCGCACCAGGAAGGUGACCCGGAUGGCAGUGGCCAUCUGCUUGGCUUUCUUCAUCUGUUGGGCCCCUUACUACAUCCUUCAGCUGGUCCAUCUAGGGGUGCAGGAGCCAAGCCUGGCUUUCACCUACACCUACAACAUAGCCAUUAGCAUGGGAUAUGCUAACAGUUGCAUCAACCCAUUCCUCUACAUUAUCCUCAGUGAGACCUUCAAGAGGCAGUUUCUCAGGGCUGUACGCCCGGUUAAUAGGAAGUUCCGUGUGAACCCGAGCACCACAGAUGGUGGCAGUGUCAGCGUGAGAAUGAUACCUGAAGGGGCUCAGCAGGAGCAUGCCUCUGAGGAGAUUGUACCACCCAAUGGUGCCCCACAAUGA